Molecule: messenger RNA, 519 nt
Organism: Procambarus clarkii (red swamp crayfish)
Lineage: Eukaryota; Metazoa; Arthropoda; Malacostraca; Decapoda; Cambaridae
Source: RefSeq, a predicted model, not a curated record
AUGACGAGUGGCUCCAGUUACGAGCAUUUCGAUGGUGAAGCUGCCAGUGGUGAAGCUGCCAGUGGUGAAGCUGUCAGUGGUGAAGCUGCCAGUGGUGAAGCUGCCAGUGGUGAAGCUGCCAGUGGUGAAGCUGCCAGUGGUGAAGCUGUCAGUGGUGAAGCUGCCAGUGGUGAAGCUGCCAGUGGUGAAGCUGUCAGUGGUGAAGCUGCCAGUGGUGAAGCUGCCAGUGGUGAAGCUGCCAGUGGUGAAGCUGCCAGUGGCGAAGCUGCCAGUGGUGAAGCUGCCAGUGGUGAAGCUGCCAGUGGUGAAGCUCGCCCACCUCCCACACCCACCUCCCCACGCCCACCUCCCACGCCCACCUCCCACGCCCACCUCCCACGCCCACCUCCCAUGCCCACGUCCACGCCCACCUCCCACGCCCACGCCCACGUCCACGCCCACCUCCCCACGCCCACCUCCCACGCCCACCUCCCCACGCCCACCUCCCCACGCCCACCUCCCACGCCUACGAGGGCUUAA